AUGCUAAUGGCUUCGCAAUCCCCCGCCGUCCCCGUCACUGGCGUGAUAUUCGAUAUUAGAACUAUCGUGGACUCUGGCGCCGGCUGCGGAGCCACUAGAGGGGCGCUUUUAGAAGACUCAGGGACGGCAGGCGAGGGGAAAGGGUCGCGGCUUGCGGGGGCAGCGGGCGGUGGGGGUGGGGGCGGGGGAGAUAGUGGGGGCGGGGGUGGCAGUGGGGGGAAGAGCAGCGGAGGCGCGGAGAGAGGGGCCGUGGCGGGGGUGGGAACCGAAGGGGGAGUGUUCAAGGUGUCCGGGAGAACCAUACGGACGCUGUGCCGGCUGCACUAUAGUGGCGUGCACAUGUCCACCACGCUCGUAGUGCUGGGUGGAGAAGCAGUGGGGGAGGUGCGAGUGCUGGCAGGCCCAACAGCAGCUACCCUCACGUCGUCCGCAUGCUCCUCCCUGCCCUGUUCUCCUCUGCAAUGGCAUCAGCAUAACUCCGCACUGCAGGGCGAGGCUGUAUUGCCUGACGUGGAGCUGGUAGCGCCCUUGCUGACACGGCUGAGCCACCAGGCAUCGGGUUAUGCCAUGAUCCCCUACAGCAUGAAGUGGUCUCGGGAGCUUGACUUCCUCAAGCGCAGAGCAUUUCCCCUUCUUCCAUCACCAUCACAAGCAGCACCCGCCCUUCUCUUCUCUCCGCUCACCCUUUCCCAACCUCUCACUGCUUCUGAUAGCCACAACCACAGCAGCAGCUUCUCACAGCUGCCAAUGCCCUCCACUUCAAGCCCUACCGUUGUGCUGCAUAAAGCAACGGACGAGAUUGUCCAAGUGGAUGCAUCAAUGGACGGGGUUCAUCUCACAUUCUCACCACCUUUUCAACACCUUCUUGACUACUGCAGCAGCAGCUCGGGCAGCCUCAAAAUAGUUGACCCGCUGCCCGCAGUCCUCCCGUUGACCGACCGAGUGAAAACACUCUCGCUCCUCUCUGAUCUACUCUCCACCACCCAUGAGCCCGGGACUGCAGCGCCUUCAGCUGUUCUCAGGGUUCCACGCUUUGUACAGGUGCCGGACAUAAGGCAGACGGCAGCAGUGCUGGCAGCAAUGGCAGCAGCAGGGGUGCGCCUUCCAGUGAUAGUCAAGCCGCGCAUUGCAUGUGGCGCUGCUGCCAGCCAUGCCAUGGCAAUUGUCUUUUCAGAAGAUGCCUUCGCCACGCUUUCAUUGCCAUCGCCCUCGGUCAUCCAGGAGUACGUGGACCACGGGGCGUGCCAGUUCAAGUGCUACGUGCUGGGCGACGCCUUCUUUGCUGCUGAGAGGCGCAGCACUCCCGAUGCCGCGCCGCUGCUGCAGCAGCAGGGACAGGCACAUGGGGAGGCCGGGCAGCAGCAAGAGGAGGAGGAGGAGCAAAGGGCGAAGGCAUCAGCGGCACCAGCAGCGAUCUCGUUUGACAGCCUCAAGUCCCUCCCCAUGGCCUUCCCAAGCCAGCCCAGCGAGAAGCAGCAGCAGCAACCACCAUUGCCUCAGCCUGUGAACUCCAGCGGUGGAGCAAGGCAGGCCGUGACCCCCCCUCCCGCUGGAGCCGUGGGGGGCUUCAACGAGGCUGUGGCACGCCGGGCAGCUGACCUGCUGCGCUCUGCUCUCGGCCUCACACUCUUUGGCUUUGAUGUCCUUGUGCAGGAGGGCACAGGAGAGCACGUGGUGGUGGACGUCAACUACUUUCCCUCCUUCAAAGACGUUCCCGACCACCUCGCCAUCCCGGCCUUCCACACCGCCUGUGCCUCCCGCUGCCUUGUAUAG
Messenger RNA from Closterium sp. Yama58-4, 1773 nucleotides. The record is from the annotation of a GenBank genome assembly. NCBI's taxonomy places the organism in Eukaryota, Viridiplantae, Streptophyta, Zygnematophyceae, Desmidiales, Closteriaceae.